Molecule: messenger RNA, 2511 nt
Organism: Lynx canadensis (Canada lynx)
Lineage: Eukaryota; Metazoa; Chordata; Mammalia; Carnivora; Felidae
Gene: CDHR5
Product: cadherin related family member 5
Exons: 15
Coding region: 110-2431 (773 amino acids)
Biological process (GO): multicellular organism development; cell morphogenesis; calcium-dependent cell-cell adhesion
Cellular component (GO): plasma membrane; adherens junction; catenin complex
Molecular function (GO): cadherin binding; calcium ion binding
Source: RefSeq, a predicted model, not a curated record
GUAAAGGAUCAUAACGUGGGGCGGUGCCCGGCAGGGGCGAAGGUCGCCCAGCCUGAGAAGGCACCAGCACCAGCGGCUCAGAGGGUCCCGCUGGCGGACGGCCGCCGAGAUGGGGGCUUGGGCCCUGCUGCUGCCGCUGCUCGUGGCCACGGCCCAGGCCCAGGUCUGCUCUGUGAGCAACACCUACUUCGAAGUCUCGGAGAACACGAAUCAGAGCGAGCCCCUGGCUGACAUCUAUGUCCCUGAAGGCCAGCAGGUGACCCUCGGACCCUCAUCCACCCCCUUGGCGUUUCGGAUCCAGGGGACUCAGCUGUUCCUCGAUGUGACUCCUGACUACGAGAAGCACACGAUGCUGCAGGCACAGCUGGAGUGCAGAAGAGGUGACACCGUGGUGACCCUGCUGAGGGUGUUUGUGUUUGUGUUGGACAUCAAUGACAACGCACCCGUGUUCCCCUUUGUGACCAAGCUUGAGAAUGUCUCUGAGGACACUAAAGUGAACACCAUCGUCGUCCCUGAGACCAAGCUGGAGGCCCACGAUCCCGACAAGAGUGACAUCUUGUUCUAUACCCUCCAGGAGGUGACCCCGGGCGCCAGUAACUUCUUCUCCUUGGUGGGCACCAACCUCCCCGCCCUGCGGCUGGACCGGUCCCUGGACUUCUACCGGUGUCAGAACAUGACCUUUCAGCUGCUGGUGCGGGACACACAGGAGCAGAACGUAGCACCCAGCCACACGGCCACGGCCACCGUGAUCCUGGAGGUGCAGCCUGCUGACCUUCGGCCCCCCUGGUUCCUGCCCUGCGCCUAUUCAGACUCUCACGUCUGCAUCCAAGCCGAGUACCACGGGGCUGUCCCCACAGGGCACACGCUGCAAGGCCCCCUCACCCUGCGUCCUGGGCCCAUCUAUGCCGUGGACGGGGACUGGGGCAUCAACCAGUCCAUCCUCUAUAGCAUCGUGAGUGAACGAGACGACGGCACGUUUGCCAUAGACGCUUACUCGGGCAACCUCACCAUGACCGGGGCCGUCCGCAGCCCAAAGACCUUCACUCUGCUGGUCAAGGGCGAGCAGGCUGACCACGCCCGCUACUCGGUGACCCGGGUCACGAUCGAGGCCCGGAAUGCCAACGGGAGUCUGCUCCAGUUCCCCGAGAGCCGGUACCGCGGCACCGUGGCGCUCGGCUCUGGCGCGGGCGUCCCGGUCAGGGACACGGCCUCCCCCUCCCAGCCUCUGAGGAUCUGGGCCCGGGACCCUGAGUUCCCGGACUCGGACUCCGCCACCACCUAUUGUAUCACCAAUAACACCAACUUCCGGAUGGAUGGCGAGACCGUGGUGACCGCUGCCCUGCUGGCAGACGAGGGGGUCUUCUAUGCAGAGGUCGAGGCCACGAACACAGUGACCGCAAGUGGAGCAACCACAGUGGUGGAAAUUCAGGUCCUAGAAGAGGAGGCGCCCACCCCCACAGGUCCCCCAGGCCCCCCAGAGCCCCCCACAUCCCCAGAGGCUGGAGGAACAUCGAGCAGAGCCACCACUGCGGAAGCCCCCAGGCCCCCGAGGCCCUCUCAGGGGUCCUCCACGACCCGUUCUGGGUGGAGCACCGGCCCGCACCCUCCCUCGGGCACAAGUCUGAGGCCACCUGCCUCAUCUACGCCUGGGAGGCCCCCCAGUGUGGGAACCGGCACCUCCCUCCCACCAGCCUCACCCAGCGGGGGCUCAACACAGACGCUGAAGCCAGGAACCUCUCAGCCGAUGUCCCCUGGGCCCAGCGGGGCCCCCCAGCCCUCAGGGACGCCAGAGCCUGGAGGAGGCAGCACGGCAGGGGACAGCAAGCCAGGAGUCAGCCACACUGAGGACCAGCGCUUCUCCACCGUGGAGAUGGCGGCCCUGGGCGGGGUGCUGGGCGCGCUGCUGGUUCUGACUCUGAUCGCCCUCCUGAUCCUCGUCCAUAAGCAUUACGGCCACCGGUUCAAGUGCUGCUCUGGUAAAGCUCAGGAGCACCAGCACCCCCAGCUCUCGGGCUUUGACAAUCAGGCCUUCCAUGCUCCCCAAGAGUCCAACUGGGCACCGGCUCCCAGCCCCUCACCUGCCCCCACCCCGGCUGUGGCCCCGGAGCCUGCACCCCCGGAGCCCCCCAGCCUCCAGUCCCUGGACCCUGCCUCCGAGUCCCCCGAGGUGGCCCGGGAUGGGGGCGGCCCCGCGGCUGUGAGGUCCAUCCUGACCAAGGAGCGGCGGCCCGAGGGCGGCUACAAGGCCGUGUGGUUUGGCGAGGACAUCGGGGCCGAGGCCGACGUGGUGGUCCUCAACACGCCCGCCUCGGACGCGGCCGGCGCUGCCGACUCUGGCAGCGAGGACAGCAGUGACGAGGCCGAGGCCGAGGCCGAGGCCGAGGGCCCGGGCGGGGGUUCCCGCGACGACGCCAGCUCCACCUACGUGUAGCUGGGCUCCCUGCGUCCCUCGCUGGCCCACCCUGAGGUCGGCUGCGCUGCUCGCCCGCCCCCACUGCACCAUGCACAAUA